Anopheles marshallii is the source of this 2316-nucleotide messenger RNA. RefSeq names its product solute carrier organic anion transporter family member 4A1 (gene Oatp26F). The coding region runs from base 1 to 2316 and encodes 771 amino acids. The transcript has 7 exons. Gene Ontology annotation, molecular function: protein binding. The record is from RefSeq and is a predicted model, not a curated record. NCBI's taxonomy places the organism in Eukaryota, Metazoa, Arthropoda, Insecta, Diptera, Culicidae. Gene Ontology annotation, cellular component: membrane. Gene Ontology annotation, biological process: transmembrane transport; sodium-independent organic anion transport.
AUGUCCACCACGUCCAGCUGGGACGACAGCGUGAAGAUGAACAACCCGACCUCGUCCGCCACGACACCGUCCACCGGCAAUACGGUGCAGACCGAGUCGACCAAAUGUGGCGGCAGUUACGGCGAACCGUCCUCGCCGAUCGCACUGGAGGCAGGCGUGUGUCCACCGAUCAAGGUCGCGACAGACGGCGAGUCACCGUUGCAAAGGCCGGCGACGCCACCACGAUCGUACCAUUGCGGGUGGUUUGCGCUGCGUCCCCGAUGGAUGGAGCGGUUCAUGACGCCCAAGUGGGCCCUGUUUUGGCUGUGCUGGGCCGGUGCCGUCCAAGGUUUGAUCGUGAACGGUUUCAUCAACGUUGUCAUCACGACCAUCGAGCGGCGGUUCGGUUUGCGUUCGACACAAACUGGCCUGGUGGCCAGUGGUUACGAUAUUGCGUCCUUUCUGUGUCUUGUGCCGGUGUCAUACUUUGGCGGACGGCUCGGCGCGUCCAAACCACGGUGGAUCGGGUGGGGUGUGGCGGUGAUGGGACUCGGUGCGUUCGUAUUCGCAUUGCCACACUUUCUCGUCGGACAGUACCGGGCAACCAACUCGGACCAGAACGUGUGUACGUUGGCGACGUUGCUGACCAACAGUACAGGUGCUUCCGUGGAGGCGCUAACAGAGCUUACAGGUUGCAGCCAUGACACGGUAUUGCCACUGGCAAACGGUGGACAACCAUCGACAUCGGACGGUGAAAACUUGUCCUGGAAUGUGUGGUUCUUCUUUACCGCCCAGCUACUGCUCGGUGCGGGUGCAUCACCGCUGUACACCCUCGGCGUUACCUACAUCGACGAGAACGUCUCGAAGAAAAUGUCUUCCGUGUAUUUAGGUAUUUACUACACAAUGGCCGUUGUUGGACCGGCUGCCGGUUAUGUCAUCGGUGGACAGUUGCUGCUCUUCUACACGGACAUGUUCGUCGUCGAUGCUACCACACUCGGUCUAACGCCACACAGCAAGGUGUGGGUCGGAGCCUGGUGGGUUGGGUUCGUUUUCAUGGCAGCGUUCUGCUUGCUGUUGGCCAUCCCCAUCCUAGCCUAUCCGCCCGCCCUGCCCGGUUCGGAAAAGCUGCAGAAGGUGUCGGAAGCACACCGGGGUGGUGAUGAUGGUGAGGGCGAGCGGAACCAGGAAGCGUUCACCAAGAUCAAGCAGAUUCCACGGGCGCUGCUUGCGUUGCUACGCAACCCGACGUUUUUCUUUCUCAACCUGGCCGGUGCAUCCGAGGGGCUGGUCAUUUCCGGGUUCGCCGUGUUCCUGCCGAAGCUGAUCGAGAAUCAGUUCAGCGUGACGGCGGUAUGGUCGGCGCUGCUGAUGGGAAUAAUAACGGUACCUGCCGGUGGUGGUGGAACGUUUUUGGGCGGCUAUCUUGUGAAAAAGCUACACCUGUCCUGCUCGGGCAUCAUCAAGUUUUGCCUGUUUGCCACAAUAUUUGCCGCCCUGUUUACGGUGUGCUUUUUCCUAUCCUGUCCGAAUCUCACCUUUGCCGGCGUGACGGCGCCCUACUUUCCGCACGAAAACCUCGACAGUCCUUACGCGCACUCGACGGAGCCGCGCGAUCUGUACUAUCUGCCCAAGAAUCUGGACAACGCGUGCAAUGACCGGUGUGCCUGCAGUCGGCGUAACUACGAACCGAUCUGCGGUGCGGACGGGAUCAUGUACUACUCGCCGUGCCAUGCCGGGUGCAGCGAGGAGAUCAAUCUGGAGAACGCCAAAGUGUACCGGGACUGUACCUGUAUUAAUGCCACGUUCCACGGCGAGGCAGGACCGUUGUACGGUGGAGGAAGCUACGAUGCGGUCAACACGAUGUGUCAGUCGCAGUGCGAUCAUCUGUGGAUUUUCGUGGUACUCUGCUUUCUGGUGAUGUUUUUCACCUUCCUGGCCACGAUGCCGGCCCUGUCGGCGACGCUCCGCUGUGUCCACGAUGAUCAACGAUCGUUUGCGCUUGGAAUACAGUGGAUAAAGGUCCGGGUACUUGGCACGAUCCCAGCCCCAAUGAUCUUCGGACGGCUUAUCGACGAAACGUGCAUCUUGUGGCAGGAGUCGAGCUGUGACGAUCAUGGCGCGUGUUUGGUUUACGAUAAUGCGUUCAUGAGCAAGUACAUGUUACUACUAGCUCUAAUCGGCAAGGCGUGCUCCAUACUGUUCUUCUUCGGUGCCUGGUUCUAUUACAUCCCGCCCAAAGUGAUCACCAACGGCGAUACACACCAACAGCAGGACACCGCAAACCAAAAACUAACCUCAAACGGUCACAUAAACCCAAUCACAGUGGAAAAGUAUUGA